Messenger RNA from Brassica napus (rape), 1083 nucleotides. RefSeq lists its product as uncharacterized. The coding region runs from base 1 to 1083 and encodes 360 amino acids. NCBI's taxonomy places the organism in Eukaryota, Viridiplantae, Streptophyta, Magnoliopsida, Brassicales, Brassicaceae. The transcript has 6 exons. The record is from RefSeq and is a predicted model, not a curated record.
AUGGAUGAGGAAGAUAACUCUUGGGAAGAAGAGCAAUCCAUGCUUGAUGAAGAAAGCAGUUAUGGAGAUGAUCAAUGGUCCGACAAUGGCUCCAACACUGAUUUUGAAGAGGAUCCUUGUGAAGGAGAUCUUGAGCCAGUACCACCAGACCCUUACCAUGUUGAUAACCACUCCAGUGAUUGUUCUAGAAGAGAAGCUGGCCUAGAAGAAGGCUAUGAAAGUGGUUCAUGGCAGGAAGAGGCUGGAGUUGAAAACUGUCUAGAAAACAAAGAAGAGUGGGAGCAUGAAUCUGAUGAAGAAACUCAGCUCCAACUGGACGUCAAAGAGGAAUCAUGGGAGGCUCAAACCCAUCCUGAUUCUGAUCAAGAAAUAGAAGGGAGUUCUUGGCUGGAUGAAGAUGAAGCAAGGCAGCCCAGCCAUACGGAUGAGAUCCAUGGAUAUGAUCUAGGCGUGCCUGAAAAGGAGGAAGCCAUAAGUGAGGCCGAAAGAAAUGUUAAAGAAUCUCAAUUUGCCUUGGCUGAAGAGGAAGAACUUGAAAGUGAGGCCGGAAGAAAUGAGAACAACUUGAAAACCUGGUACCACAGUUACCAACUAUCAGAGGAGGAGGCUGAUGACGAAUCUAUUGAUACUUGGACUAGGAGUAAGAAGGCUGAUCACCCUCACAGCCCACAAGAGGUGGAACUGACCAUAGAAAAACCCACUAUCAAGCAAUCAAAGAGUUCACAGCCGAGUUCACUACAACUUCCAAAAGAGCCAGAAAUCCAUCCAAGGUCAAAAGGAACUUCAGAAAAUACAGAGAGCAAGGCCACAGUAGUCCAUAUCAAAGGAGGUCCACAGCCUGAAGAUGAAGCUAUGCAACAAGGUUUGCAAAAGCCACCAGCAUCAUCAAAUCAAAAUAUAUGGCAAGGAGAUGGGCGACCAAAAAAGUUUGAGAGGUUGAAAGAAAGCCAGGGACAGCACCUGACUUGUCCACAAAACGUUGAAGAAGAUGCAAGAAACAAUAAAAGCACACAAGCUACCAAAGAGCAAAUCAUUCUUCAACGAGCUGAAACCUUUUGGGAACAGAGGCCAAGGAUCCCAUAG